This is a messenger RNA of Cicer arietinum (chickpea), 1039 nucleotides long. Its product is annotated as adenylate kinase isoenzyme 6 homolog. The record is from RefSeq and is a predicted model, not a curated record. NCBI's taxonomy places the organism in Eukaryota, Viridiplantae, Streptophyta, Magnoliopsida, Fabales, Fabaceae. Gene Ontology annotation, molecular function: AMP kinase activity; ATP hydrolysis activity; ATP binding. Gene Ontology annotation, cellular component: cytoplasm; nucleus.
AAUACCUAAACUUAAUUCAGUUUUAUCUUUCUUCCUCUCUCUCUCUUCCAGCCUUCCUCUCUCUCUCCCCCUUGUGUGCUUACAAGUUACAGCCUUCCUCUCUCCCUUCCUUCUCGAGAAUCAGAUUCACAAAUCACGACAAACGCGCGGUCGCCUCACUCUGCCUCCUCCUCUGCUCGCUGCGGGGCUGCGGCCGCCUCUGCCUGACUGCCUCCUUGGUCGUUCGUCGCUCUCUGUUCGCCGCAACCUCAUCUGUCUCCAGAUCGCGUUGCUGCUUUGUUCAAAAGUCAUGGUUCAAAAAAGUGGCAGGAGGCAGAGUCCAAACAUUUUGGUGACUGGUACACCAGGGACAGGAAAGACAGCCAUGUCAACUGCUCUGGCUGAAGCCACUCAGCUCCGCCACAUCAAUAUUGGAGAUUUGGUCAAAAAGAAUAACUUGCAUGAUGGGUGGGAUGAUGAGCUUGAUUCUUACAUUAUUGAUGAAGAUUUGGUGUGUGAUGAACUUGAGGAUGUUAUGGAAGAGGGUGGGAACAUUGUUGACUAUCAUGGCUGUGAUUUCUUUCCUGAGCGAUGGUUUGAUUGUGUCGUUGUACUUCAAACUGAUAACACCAUUUUGUAUGAUCGCUUGAGUAAGAGAGGCUACAAAGAUUCAAAGCUUUCCAAUAAUGUCGAAUGUGAAAUCUUUCAAGUUUUGCUCGAGGAGGCUAAAGAAAGUUACGCAGAAGACAAAGUUGUUGCAAUGGAAAGUAAUAAUAUUGAAGACAUUAGUAGAAAUGUUGCAACUCUGACAGAUUGGAUCAGAAAUUGGGCUUCUCCACCCCAGUCAUAAAAAACAAAUAUAAGUUCAAUGUACACACCAUGGGAUGAAAAUAUUAUGGGUUCAUGCCUGAAUUUGCAAUCUUGUAGAAUUACCUCUUACAAGUUUAGAUGAGGCAUUAGUUUUUGACAUUCAUGUUAUUAUGGGUUUUAAAUUAGACAAAGGAAAGUGUGUUAAACUUUUAUAUGGUUUUACAAUAAUGAAUUGAGUUGAGAUAGCUAA